AUGAAGGACCUGAAUGAAGAGCAGAAGAUAACAUGGAGCAAAAUGUGUGAAGAGCUGAAGGAGAAAAGGGAAGAGCUGGAGAAGGUAAAGAAGGAGAUGAACGAAAUGCUGGAAGAGGAACGUGCUGAGGUACAAGGAUUAAAGGAUGUGAUCUGGGCCCUCUCCGUAAAAGAGCGUCAAAGCAAUCAUGAGAUACAGGAAGCACGCAGUGAAUUGAUCAGGGUAUUGAGAGAUUUAUCAGACGAGAGAUCCACGAUCAGAGUCAAGCGCAUGGGAGAAUUAGACGAAAAGGUCUUUGUGAAAGCUUGUAAGGGGAGAUUCUCCGACGAAAAAGCUGCGGCGCAGCAUGACAUGCUUUUCUCGACAUGGGAGGAAUACCUGAAAGAUCCAGCGUGGCACCCAUUCAAACACGUGGGGACUGAAGAAAAUAUCACGGAAGUGGUGGAUGAAGACGAUGCGAAACUUAAGAAACUGAAAGAAGAUUGGGGUGAAGAAGUGAAGAACGCAGUCAAGAAGGCACUCGAGGAAAUCAAUGAGUUUAACCCAAGUGGCCGGUACAUAGUUCCGGAACUCUUGAACUUUAACCAAGAGAGAAAAGCCACACUCAAAGAAGGGAUUGCUCAACUGACGACACUGAUCAAAACUCACUAA
Camelina sativa (false flax) is the source of this 651-nucleotide messenger RNA. Its product is annotated as factor of DNA methylation 5-like. Gene Ontology annotation, biological process: gene silencing by siRNA-directed DNA methylation. NCBI's taxonomy places the organism in Eukaryota, Viridiplantae, Streptophyta, Magnoliopsida, Brassicales, Brassicaceae. The record is from RefSeq and is a predicted model, not a curated record.